Molecule: messenger RNA, 1830 nt
Organism: Temnothorax curvispinosus
Lineage: Eukaryota; Metazoa; Arthropoda; Insecta; Hymenoptera; Formicidae
Exons: 2
Coding region: 90-1787 (565 amino acids)
Source: RefSeq, a predicted model, not a curated record
CGCUGGCAGUGACGCAGCACCGUCGCAAAGCGUGCGUGGGGUCGAUAUUGACCCCAGUUGUGAGUUUCCGUUUGUGUUUUGUCACGAAAAUGGCUGGGCAAUAUAAUUUGAGACCUAUAUCAGCGCUCGCUGAAACUCUCAGAGCGACCGAGAGAGAACAAGCAUCCGAUAUUCCUUCCGAGGAAGAAGAUCAUGCGGUGGAAUUCAGUGGAUCGGAGUCGGAGGAAGACGCUGACGAAAUAUCCGAGCAACCGGACGAAGGUAACUCUAGAAAACGUUCGAAUCCAAGCAUCAUUCAUGGAAAAGAUGGCCACCGAUGGUAUACGACACCGCAGCAACGAUCCCAGGGCCGGCAAAAUACUCCGGUAUCUUAUUUGCCAGGUCCGGUCGGUGAGGCAAGACGAGCCAGCACUCCUCUUCAAAUGUGGAGCUUGCUGUUCCCUGAUUCCCUCAUUGAAAAGAUUGUCCGCCAUACAAAUGAAGAAAUUCGUCGUUAUCGGGAUUCGCUUGAAAUCGAUGACGAUCGAGAUCGCACGUACUCCGAAGUUGGAAUUGUGGAAAUCAAAGCGUACAUCGGCUUAUUGUACUUUUCGGGUCUCCAGAAGACAUCGCACACCAAUCUUGAAGAUCUAUGGAAUCCCGAAUACGGCUCGAUAAUGUACCGAUCAACGAUGUCGUGUAAUCGGUUCUCGGUAAUUUCGAGAAAUUUACGCUUUGACGAUAAAACCACAAGGGCUGAGCGAAGAGAAACCGAUAAGUUCGCUCCAAUCCGUGAGCUGUGGGAACAAUUUAUAUCGAAUUGUACAAAAUAUUACAAUCCAACCUCGUACUGCACAAUUGACGAACAAUUAGUUUCUUUUCGCGGACGAUGUCCAUUCAAAGUGUAUAAUGGCGCCAAGCCUGAUAAAUAUGGCAUAAAGAUCGUUAUGCUAAAUGACUCGAGGACGUUCUACAUGUUCUCUGCUGAGCCAUACGUGGGAAGAGUCACGACAGAGAAAGGGGAGAGUGUCCCAUCUUAUUACAUCCGGAAGUUGUCACAGCCGCUGCACGGAACGAAAAGGAAUAUAACAUGUGACAAUUGGUUCUCGUCAAUACCAAUUUUUGAGAAGAUGCUGACAGAGCAUUCAAUCACGAUGGUCGGAACACUUCGAAAAAACAAACGCGAAAUUCCCGGCCAUUUCCGAAGCGCAGGACCUGUGUCAUCGUCGAAAUUCGCAUUUGAUGGGAGAAUGACUCUGAUGGCCCACACUCCGAAACAAAAUAAAAUCGUCAUAUUGCUCUCGACCUUCCACGAUUGUGCAACGAUCAAUCAGGAGACUCAAAAGAUGGAGAUAAUUCAUUUUUAUAAUACAACAAAAGGAGGUACCGAUUCAUUCGAUCAAAUGUGCCAUGAAUAUUCUACGGCUCGAAAGACUCUACGGUGGCCCAUGAGGAUAUGGCUGGCGAUGCUUGAUCAAGGAGGAAUUAACGCCCUUAUCCUUUACAACUCCAACGCUAAUCUAGAGGCUUUUAACAGGAAGACGUUCUUAAAAAAUCUAAUAAAAGCCCUAGUGGAGCCGCACCUGCGAGCAAGACUACAAUUGCCCAAUUUUCGUCGUGAGCUUCGUUUCAACAUCCAUACGAUCCUUGGGCAAGGAGAGAGGCCCGUGAAACGCGGCCAACAGAAGCGCGCAAGAUGUGGCUUGUGUCCCAGGGCACAGGAUCGCAAGGUUCAGAUGUAUUGCGAAAUGUGCCACCGAACCGUCUGCGAAGAUCACAGAGUUAUCUUCUGCUGCGAUUGUGCGUGAUGCGACUAAAUAAGUAUUUUUCAUUUUUUUUCAUAUUUUUUAC